UGGCGGCGACUUUUACAGUUAUAGUUAGACAAUCGCAUAAAGCUCGCUAACGGAUUUAUUUUCAAUUAUUUGAUUUGCUUGCUGCUUGUUUUACGUUUGCAGACAGUGGUAGAAGUAGCUUACUAACUGAAGCACAAUCUCUUUGAAACUUGUAGAACACUUUCAAUUUCUUGCUUAAGCAUCUGUAACCUACGGGAUAUUUUUAAGCAAAUUGUCGUGUCGCAAGGUACCUAACGAACGAUUGAUACUUACAACUUCAUAAUGAGCCACGCAAGUAAAACUGCACAACAGGUCAAAGUACCUGUUGGGAAGAAUUCUAUGGACGACGGAUUGUUUGUGGAUCAUAGCUUUCCGAUGAUAGUCCAGCGUGACCUGGAGUGGAGGCGACCCAAGGAGAUCUGCCCAUCUGCUCAGUUCAUUGUGGAUGGAGCCACCCGCAUGGAUGUGUGUCAGGGAGUCCUCUGUGACUGCUGGUUCCUGUCAGCGGUGGCAUCCCUCUCCAUGCACCAGGCUCUGCUGGAGCGUGUGGUCCCCGUAGAGCAAGACUUCCAGAAUGGCUACACUGGCUGCUUCACCUUUCGGUUCUGGCAGUAUGGUGUCUGGAAGGAAGUGACGAUUGAUGACCUCCUUCCCACACACAAGGGAGAGCUAGUGUUCCUCCGCUCUUCCAACUCUGAGGAGUUCUGGACCCCUCUGCUGGAGAAGGCCUACGCCAAGCUGAAGGGAGGCUACCAGGCCUUGAACAUGGGCUACCCCCACGAGGCCAUGGUGGACAUGACGGGGGGCGUGGCUGAGGUGUUCACGCUGUCCUCCCUGCCGCAGGACCUGGCAGGCUUCAUGAUGCCGCUGCUGAACAAGGGGGCUCUCAUCAACUGCGGCAACACCAAGGGUCCCUUGGAGAAGAAAAAUGAAUUUGGAAUCAUGUUCAAACACGCUUACUCUGUGACGGGGGUGGAGACGGUUCAGACAACAUGUGGGCCUGUGGAUCUGGUACGGGUGCACAAUCCAUGGGGGAGAGCUGAGUGGGAGGGGGCCUGGAGUGACACUGAAGGGAAGGAGUGGUGCCAGGUCAGCGAGGAGGAGCAGAGCCGGCUCCAGCGGGUCCAAAAGGAGGAUGGGGAGUUCUGGAUGUCGCUGUCAGACUUCCGUCAGAACUUCGAGAUGAUCGAGGUGUGCCACCUGAGCGAGGACACGCUGAGCGAGCCGGGUGCUGUCCGCCGGCCGUGGAAGUGCACGCUGAGCCAGGGGAGCUGGGUGCGCAACGUCUCCGCGGGAGGCUCUCCCUGCGGGGUUAGGUACUGGCAGAACCCUCAGUACCAGCUGACCCUGCUGGAAGAGGACGAUGACCCCAGCGACCCCGAGCUGACCUGCAGCUUCCUGGUGGCACUGAUGCAGAAGUCCCAGAGACGCACCGGCAUACACCUCCACACCAACCUGCACAUCUACAAGGCGCGCCCAGACCGUGAGUACCUCUCCUCGACGGACCUGCUCCUGCUCCGCCCCCUGUGCUCCCUGCCCGACUACACCCAGCACGCGGAGGUGGUGCUCCGGGGCCGCCUGCCGCCCGGCCGCUACAUUAUCAUCCCCUCCACCAAGCAGGAAAACCAGGAGGGGGAGUUCAUCCUCCGCAUCUUCACCGAGAAGGGCAACCAGGCCGUGCCUGCCGACAAACCCCAGUCUGAUGAAAACGCCUCCGUGCAGCCCACCUCCCCCACGGUGUCCAUCCUCCCCUCCGAGGCGGAGGUCUACCAGCUGUUCAAGAAGCACCGCGGCAGCAGGGGGAGCUGUGGAGCUGCAGAGCUGCUCAGUCUGCUGAAAGAGGCUAUCGGUGGAGGAGCAUUGGCUGGGAGUGAGAGUGGAUUCUCCCUGGAACAUUGCAAGAGUUUUGUGGCACUGAUGGAUAGUAACGGACUAGAAGGGCUGGACUGGGAGGAGUUUCAGAUACUCUGGGAGAGAUUCAGGUGGUGGACGGAUAUCUUUGUGAAGUUUGACAAGAACCAGUCGCGGUCGCUGGAUAGUAUGGAGAUCGCGCCAGCUCUGACGGCUGCAGGGCUGCAGGUGGACGAGUUCGUGCUCCAGAUGGUCCGCCUGCGAUACGCGGAGCCCGACAGGACCGUCAGCUACGCCGGCUUCCUCUACCUACUCCUCAAGCUGGACGGCAUGAUCCGUAAAUUUCAUGCAUUUGAUAUGGUGGGAAUGGGAUCCGUCACUGUCAAUUACAGGCAGUGGCUUUACGCAACGAUGUACAACUAAGCCCCUUCCUCUGGCCUGUCUGCCUGCAUGUUUUUUUUUUGUCUUCUAAUAUCAUUGUACUGUCUCUGAUAGAACACCAUGGUAAUUGGGUUUUAGUUCCUUUACAAGUUAUGAUUAGCACAAUCGUUCAAAAGGUUUCAAUGAAGAGUGGCUCCUGAGUGGCUCAGUUCGGAACAGCAGUUGUUUCAAGUGCAGGCUGAGCCCUAUGACCGCGGCUCGACCCAGGCACGUUGUCAUCAGCUGACAAUGACCAGGAGCUCACAGUGGCAGAACAAAUUGGCUUUUUUCCGCAGGGGGAUACAGGUGUGGGCAGGUCAGAUAGGGGGGGGGGGGCUUGUCUGCUGUGUUCACCAGCGACCCCUGCUGUUCAAUCAGGCAAUGCAGGUCUGCUUGUAUAAAGCUGUGCAUGAAAUGAUGUCUUCCUCUGACUCAUGUCAGAGGAACAAGCUUGUCAGGGGGACUGUGUUGGGUAAAGAAGUGGCGUCAACAUCACUUGUUUUGGAGGAAGCCGAAACCGGAUUGACAAUAGGGGUUGCAGCAACAGGAGCAACAUGUCUAUGACAUGAUUGGGCAUUUCCAAAUUGGGAAAAAAGGUAAAAGCAUUAGACAUUCCAAAUUUUAAAAGUUUAUUUUAUCUGUACACACAUACAAAAGAACCACACACAAACAAGUAAAGCACGUUUUUAUGUGAUAUGUUGUUAAACAUACAAUUGUUGAAUGUCAUGUUAGUCCUCUACAUUUCUCUUAAUAGCAUCUUGUAGCUGCAAAUUGAGCCUCAAAAUAUUAACUCAGUGGUGCCACAAUUUGGUUACACAUCACCAUCUCAAGGACAUCUCUAACACAACCAAUUAGCCCUAAUUUUGCAUUCUAUUUUGUAACCAUGCUUCUUAAUGUGGUGAUGUGGCACUCCCAAUAUGCUAGCAAUAUAUCACAGUAUCCUCUUAAUGAAGGGAGCUGCAGCCAGCCAAGACUACAUGUAAUAAAAGUGAAAGAAAAAAGACAGGGGGUCUAAGUGCAGUGUUUCCCAGGCCUGAUCCUGGGGACCCACUGUGCAUGCUGGUGUGUUAGUCUCAGCUACAUUCUCAACUGAUGUGCCUAUGCUCUUCAUUCAGUACUGAUCUGAAUUCAACAUCAGGUAACUAUUGUUGUGUCUUGGUUCUUUGUUACUGAUAUGGGUCAUGAAAAAAGUAUUCAUUCUAAUGCAAGGGUGCAAGUUAAGGUGCUUCUGUAAGUUAUUUCUAUUCAUUCCCUUUAAAUGAUAUAAAAUUACAGACAGGUGUUCAUCUUUAUUGGUUAAUCAUGAUAAGUUGUUCAACUGGGCCUGUGUAAGGUAACAGCAGAAAUAAUUCAUCUUAACUGAAACAGCUGCACCGGUUCUUCAUUAAGGGGCAGGUGUUAAAAAUAUGUAGUAGCUGACCUUACUAUUCAUAAUGGUGCAAAAGUACAUCUCUUUCACAAAUCAUUUAUAGCAAAUCACAUGUAGAGAUGUCAAAUCAGUGCUCGCUGAACAGCUUAAUGAAAACCAAUUGACUGAGAGCUCAGGGAGAAUGAAAACCAGCAUGAAAGAGUAGUCUCAAAGCACAGGAUUGGGAAACACUGGCAGACCAGUAAAUUGAGGGUAGUCUGCUGUUUAAUGCAGUUACAUACUUUGACCUCAAGAGGCAGACACCAGUACGUACUGUAGAAAUUCCAGUGACAGAUGUUCAACAGUGUUCAUUUUAAUUUCUAGCAAAAACUGUACUCUGAUGAAUGGUGUAUUUUUCUUAUGUCUUAUUCUUGGAAAGGCAUACUUUGAGUUGUUAACUGUAAUGUUUUUAAUUCAUCUGAUAAAAGGGAUUACAAUAAAAAU
Messenger RNA from Megalops cyprinoides (Indo-Pacific tarpon), 4102 nucleotides. RefSeq lists its product as uncharacterized. Gene Ontology annotation, biological process: proteolysis. Gene Ontology annotation, cellular component: cytoplasm. NCBI's taxonomy places the organism in Eukaryota, Metazoa, Chordata, Actinopteri, Elopiformes, Megalopidae. Bases 262 to 2253 code for a protein of 663 amino acids. The transcript is spliced from 20 exons. Gene Ontology annotation, molecular function: calcium-dependent cysteine-type endopeptidase activity. The record is from RefSeq and is a predicted model, not a curated record.